AUUUGUCAGCACUGGGGGCUGAACACCCCUGGAAGUCAGAUUCUAGGAUUACCCCUGGUUUAAACAUUUCAUAAAUUUACUAAACUCAGUCCAGAUUACGGGGUUAUGAGAGCUGCACAUCAUUGCGUUUUGUUUUUAUUUAUAGUACAACAUCUCAACUUUUUCAGAAUCUGGGUUGUACGACAGUCUGGCCAGAAGUCCCUCCAAGCUACACAAGAAGUGCUACAACUAAAUGCUGCAAAUGGUUUAUAAACUAGUGUUUGAGCAGCUUUAUUUGUAAGACUAGAGGUGUUUUGACACAGCAUAAAUCCACUGUGAUCUUGGCACCGUUCAGGACUCGUCAAUCCCAUAAAAACUAAACUGUUUCGCCAAACUGAGAUUGUUCAAGAAACAAAACUCCUGCUGCAAGUUACAGUAAGAAUACUGUUGACUGCAUUUAAAAAAGAAAAAAAAAACACAAAAGGAAGGGAGGUGGCACAUGUAAAGAGGUACUAAAGUGCAGAGGGCGGGGAGUGGAUACAACAAAUGGCAGGGAAAAAAAGAGAUAAGGAGGGAAACAGAAAAGAAUUUGUGAGGAACUGAAAGCAGUGGAGGGUUAAGAGAGGAGGAGCACUAUAUAGUUUCACGAGGAGGAAUUAGACAAAGCCCAUACAGGGGGCAGAAGGAACAGUAAACGGUUUCAUUUUUACUUCAGCUGUACUGCUUUUAUUUUUUUCACUACAACAAAAAAAAGCAAACUGAAAGUAGAGGGGGAACUAUCACAGAGAGCAACUAAAGGCAGGAAAGGGAAAGGGAGAGAUGGCUGUUAAGAGUCGAGUCUGAAAGAUUAAUUGAGGAAGAGAAACAAAAAGCAGAGACGAGCCUCUGAGGAGCGAGGGAAGUAAGAAAACAGCAGAUACUCAUUGACAGAGAGAACGGGACCUGACUCCACGGACCACUGAGAUCAGCACAACAAGGGGAAAGGAGAGCGGCUGAAAAGAGGUCACAGUGGUUGCAUGAGGUUGCAUGCCUGAGCAAGUCUACUAUACGAGUGAGACAGCUGAGGUAAACAAACUCGAGCAAAGUUUCUCCACGUCCAAGUUGCAGCACCAUGUUGAUGAAAGAGUAUCGCAUAUGUAUGCCACUGACGGUGGAAGAGUACCGGAUCGGGCAGCUCUACAUGAUUAGUAAGCACUGCUGUGAGCAGAGCGGUGGGGGAGAGGGGGUGGAGGUGGUGAAGAAUGAGCCGGACAUUCACCCUCAGCACGGCCCCGGACAGGUGACCGAGAAGAGAAUCUACCUCAGCAGUAAACUUCCAUCUUGGAUCAAAGCUUUUGUCCCACGAUUCUUCUAUGUGACAGAAAAGGCCUGGAACUUCUACCCAUAUACCAUUACAGAGUACUCAGUAUCGUUCGUCCCCCGGUUCAGCAUUCGCAUUGAGACGAGGUUCGAAAACAACAACGGCAGUAACAACAAUGUAUUUGGGGACACGCCAACUCCAGCUGAAAAUGUGAGUUUCCUGGAUAUCCUCAGUGACCCUAUUCCAGAAAAGCACAAAAUAGAAUCAGAGGACCUGAGCCGCUGGCGCUCAAGUAAAACCAACCGAGGGCCUCUGAAGGAGGGCUGGAGAGACCACCACAACCCCAUCAUGUGCUCCUAUAAGAGAGUGCAGUGCAGCUUCGAGGUGUACGGCUUCCAGACCAGGACGGAGGACUUUGUGCACAAAAUUAUCAAAGACAUUCUUCUGGUUGCCCACAGGCAGGCGGUGGCAUGGCUUGACGAGUGGCACGGGCUGAGCUUGAAAGACGUGAGAGAGUACGAGAAAAACAUGCAAGAGACGACCAACAGCAAAGUUACAUCCACUCAGAUUGACGCAGGUGAGGUUGCAGCGCCUGACCUGCAUUGCUCCCAGGUUCCCUCCCGACCUGCGUUCUUUCGCUCCAUCUCUGUGACAGACGAGCGUUCCCUGAAGAAGAUGGGAGUGACGACAGUGGACGUGACUGACACGUCAGCCCUCACCGUGCCGCACAGCCCCGCUCGCCUCAACUCAACUCCUGAGUGAUACUUCAGACCCGGCGCACAACACAAAACCCAAAUCAACCGGGCUUAAGCCAUGUUUUUUUUUUUUUCUAAAGAAUGAAAGAACAUAGGCACAAAGAGCAACAUAAUUCCAAAGGGCCCUUUUUGUCAUUUUGGGGAACGAAAAGACGAGGUGAUCAGUCCAAUCCAACUUUAUUUAUAAAGCACUUUAAACAACCAUACAGGACCAAAGUGUUGAUCAGUACCACUGGAAAAUAAUACAAUGCAAAAACACAGUUCAGUCUUCAAAAAAUACACUUAAAAGUAGGGAUGCACAACAUUA
This is a messenger RNA of Nematolebias whitei (Rio pearlfish), 2341 nucleotides long. RefSeq names its product phosphatidylinositol transfer protein cytoplasmic 1b (gene pitpnc1b). The coding region runs from base 1091 to 2041 and encodes 316 amino acids. Lineage: Eukaryota; Metazoa; Chordata; Actinopteri; Cyprinodontiformes; Rivulidae. Gene Ontology annotation, biological process: phospholipid transport. The transcript is spliced from 10 exons. Gene Ontology annotation, molecular function: phosphatidylinositol binding; phosphatidylinositol transfer activity. The record is from RefSeq and is a predicted model, not a curated record. Gene Ontology annotation, cellular component: cytoplasm.